UAUUACACAGUUACCUCCCCUUUUUCAGACACCGCCAUUUUAUGACUGUAAAUUUAGAUCUUAUGAAUAUUUUUAAUGCUUGAAUUAUGCCAUGUUGGCGGGAUUUUUAACAGGUAGAAAGUUAUAUUUCAACAAGAGCCAGGGUUUGAGGAUGGCAACUCAGUGUUUGACCAGAAUGCUGUCAGCCAAACUUUACAAGGAUGGAAAUCUUCCUGAAGUUCUGCACAAAUCAACCAACUUCUUAUGUAUAAGCAAAGGUUAUGAUAUAAAAAUUAACUAUGAUGACCCUACUGAGUUAACAGUAGAACAUCAACUGAGAAAAAUGUUUCCAGAGCUUGUUGAUCCCUCAGUAGCUCAUAGCUUCAGGUAUGUUCAUCGUCUAGAUUUUGCUACAAGUGGAAUAUUGUGUCUGGCUUUGAACAGAAAUGCAGCAAAACAUUUGUCUCACCAGUUCAAGAAUAAACAAGUGCUGAAAUAUUACCUUGCUCUUGUGAGGGGUCAUGUAGAAGAUGAUAUUGUAUUUAUUGAUGUACCAACUGGUGAUUUAGAGGACAAAGAAUGGCCAGGAAGGAGGUGUGUAUCUAGUCACCCAGCUUGUAAAGAUCCAAAGAUUACACACACACUAGUGAUUGCACUAGAGAAAGGUCUAUUUGAUGGUUCACCAGCAACAAAAGUUGUUCUUAAACCAAUUACAGGUAUGUCACAAAUAGUUUACAAAUGCUUUAUACAUGUAUAUUAGACUAGUCUCAUCACU
Ruditapes philippinarum (Manila clam) is the source of this 754-nucleotide messenger RNA. Its product is annotated as RNA pseudouridylate synthase domain-containing protein 1-like. Gene Ontology annotation, molecular function: pseudouridine synthase activity; RNA binding. NCBI's taxonomy places the organism in Eukaryota, Metazoa, Mollusca, Bivalvia, Venerida, Veneridae. The record is from RefSeq and is a predicted model, not a curated record. The transcript has 4 exons. Gene Ontology annotation, biological process: pseudouridine synthesis. The coding region runs from base 92 to 739 and encodes 215 amino acids.